UCUCAUCUCUGUGUCUUUCUGUCACUCUUUGCUCUUAACUCCUGCACAGUGGAGAGGAACAUCAGCGAUGGAGGUCCAACAGGACCAUACAGGAGACAAAGCUGACUUGGAGCCAUCGGGGUCCUCAACAGAGACAGAUCGCUUUGGAUUCAUAUUGGGGAAUGGAAUCAAUGCUGGGGAGGGGCCCUCACCUGUCCUGGUGAGGCACAGGGAGGUGAAGUGGCUCAGCAUUAUCAGUCAGUGGGACGAUGUCUCUCAGCGGAGGAGCAGCAAGGUCAAGGGUCAGUGUCAGAAAGGUAUCCCAGCAUCGCUCAGAGCAAAGUGUUGGCCACUGCUGUGUGGGGCCAUGCAGAGGAUGGGCUACAAUGUAACGCUGUAUCAGACUCUGGAUGAGCAGGAGGCCUUGCAGAACUGGGUGGACGUAAUAGAGAGAGACACAGACAGACAGUUUCCCUUCCAUGAGAUGUUUCUGUCAAAAGACAGUCAUGGGCAGCGUGAGUUAUUUCGAGUGCUGAAGGCGUACACUCAGUUCCGUCCUGAUGAGGGCUACUGUCAGGCCCAAGGCCCCGUUGCCGCGGUGCUGCUGAUGAACAUGCCUACUGAGGAGGCUUUCUGGUGUCUAGUGCAGAUCAGUGAGCUGUACCUGCCCGGCUACUACAGUCCUCUGCUGGAGGGUGUUCUGUUUGAUGCCGCCAUGCUCCCCUGGGUUCUGAAGAGGGCGUGUCCGGCAGCCCACAGGCACCUGCAGCGGCAGGGCGUGGAGCCGCUGAUGUUCGCCACCGAUUGGCUGAUGUGCCUCUACACCCGCCACCUGCCUUUCAACACGUUGCUGCGGGUCUGGGACCUGUUCUUUUGCUCUGGCGUGCGGGUGCUGUUCCAGGUGGCGGUGGUGCUGGUGCGGCGGGUGCUGGGCCGCGGGGACCAGAGGGAGGAGUGUGACGGCCAGAUGGAGACCCUGGAGCGCCUGAGAGGGGUCAAGGACUACCUGCAGCGUGAGGACACAGACGCUUUCAUCCAGGAGGUAUGCUCAGUGUCCCUCUCUGAGAAAGACCUGCAGCGAAGGACCGAGAGAGAGCUGGAGAAAUGGAAGAAGGAGCGGCCAAACUCCACCUUUGACCCCCGUGGCCGUUGCCAUGGAUACCUGAUGGCAUGGGAGAGGGUGAAAGAGUUGGAAGAGAAGAGAGAAAAGAAAGAAAAGAAAGAGGAGAAAGGAAACCUGUCCCUAUCCUUGCCCCUCCAUCGAUCAUCAUCCUCCCUCUCGCCGUCGCUCCUACGGAAGAAGUGGAAAAAGAGAGGUAGCAAGGUCACAGACGACAGCGAGGGGAGUACAUUAGAUCUGAGGCUCUCCCACGGAGAUAAGCAAGAGAAGAAGCCCAGAAAUGACAGUAUUAGCAGCAUCAGCAGCAUGGUGGGUACUCACAGGGCUAAACCUGACAUACGCACGGAGGAACCUGGCGUAAUUACACAAAUUCCGGAUCCUUCAAAAGAAGGCAGACACUUCAGAUCCUCCUCAGAUGGAAGCAUAAUUGUAGCGAGGUCAGCAGAGGCUCAAACACGCAGACACACGGAGGAGCCCGGUAAACCGCCCGAUCGGACCAGUGGGAUGACAGCACCAAAAGAGGGGCCUUCAGAGUCAGAUGAAAACACAGAGGAAGGGUGUAGUGAGAAGGUAGAGACUCAAAACAGUGGCGAGGAGAGAGAAGAACAACAAAAGAAUCAACAAAAGGAUAUCCCAGCGCAGGAAAGUCAGACUGUGAAUGAUGGACAGGCAGAGCAAACAGAGGCAGAGGAAAAUAAACAACCCAAGGAAAUACAAACAGAGAAAGCUAAAGUGGAUAACAAAAUUCAAAUACUGAAGGAUAGGGAGAAGGAAAUAAUUGUGGAGGAGAAAGAGGAAAUGCAGAUAGUGAAGGAUGAACCAAUAGAAGAAAUUCAGGAAGUGAAGGAUAAUGUGGAAGAGGAAACACAGACAGUGAAAGUUAAAGAAGACGGGGAAAUGGAGACAAUAAAAGACAAACACGAAGAGGCAAUGCAGGCAGCAAAAAAUAAACCAGAGGAAGGAAUGCAGACAGUCAAGGAGGAGCAGGAGGAGGAAACAAUAGUUAUAGAUAAACAGGAAUUACAGAGUUCAGAAUUAGAGGAAACACAAUCGCAGAUAGACCAGCGUGAUGAGGCACAUGACAGUCCAGAGGCAGAGGAGGUCAGCACUGGUCAGGAGGAGUGGAAAGGGCAGGCAGAGGAGGAGCAAGAGAGUGGGGAAACACAAACAUCACACAGUCAGAGGGGAGAGGUUGGGCAGACAAACACGGAAGAAGAAGUCACACAUACACAGGAUACACGCAAAGACUUGCACACACACAAAGGUGAACAGGAAGAUGGAGUGGAAGUGUGCAGCACUGGCAGACCAGAGGAGGAAGAGGUGCAGUCUGACGAGGAGGAUGUGGAGAGAGAGGGUGAAGAGGACGAAGAAGAAACAGAUGCAUCAUCACUCAACCAGGACGCGCAGCCGCAAGCCUCAGCAUCCUCACUCGGCACAUCUUGUCAGGAGGGCUCAACUUCCGACCCCGUGCCCCCUCCGCCACAGAGCUCACCGGGCACGGAUUGCAGCUCCGCGCCGGAGAACUCACAACCAGAUGUGGGACCUCUGGUGGAAGGUGACGACCAGCACACUCGUAGUCCCCUCACGGACCAGCACGGCAAGGUCCUGACCGCAGCGGAACCAGCCGUUGAAGAACACGACCAACCGCAAGCGAUCGAGGCGAUGACGGAGGCGACGGAGGAACAGCCAGAGGGCAAAGGUCAGGAGACACAGGAACACAUGGUAGUGAUGGUGGAGACGACGGGGAGCCUUCAAGAGGAAGCUGCUGUUAACACCUCAGAAAUUGCAGCACAGGAGACCGGCUCAUCAUUUUCGAGACCACAGUCGCUAACAACUGACGCCAGUGAAACACCAGAGUCGAUGACAGCCAGUGGAGGAGGCGAACCAACAGAGACAGUGCAGCUUAUGACUCUACCACAGUCUACAAAUACCGCACAACUCACACAGACAGACACGAGCACACAACCUCACGGCUCACAGAUCCAUCAAGACAAUCUGGUUGGGUCAGUACAACAUAGACUUAGUCAGUCGGAAAAUACACCACACACUGAAGAGACAGAGGACCACACUGACGCAGUUACCUGCAGAGAAGAAAUGAAAGCUAGGUCUGAAGGAGAGAUCUCUGAAACUCAGGAGGUCAGUUUAUCACAGAAUAACCCUGACCAAACAGAUUUGAAAGAGUUAGAAAAUGAAAAUGAAAGUGACACAGGCAUAACAGAGAAAGUAUUUGCUGAGGCAAAGCAAGAACAAGCUGGGACAGAGGAGACAUCUGGCUCACUCAACUGUGAUAGGCAGUCCAGGGCUGAGAGGGAUUCUGUGGCAUCUCUCAGUGGUGCAGAGGGGGCCGACGUCACUCCCGUCUCAGAGCCACCUGCAGGGGGAACCAAGGCUGCUGAACCACAGCUUCCUGCCUCUGGGCAGGUCCGCCUGCGGAAGUACUCCAACUCCAGGUCCUCCUAUCCCAGAGUUCUCUCGGAGGACAUCUUCAAAGAUCCAAAGGACAUACCGCUGCAGGACAGCACCCCACCACAACCACAGAGUCCACCACAGACAGACGAACCUAGUGCGACGUCCACGGCACUGCCCAGCCACUCUCCUGCCUCUCAGUCAAAAAAUUCCUCACACACACAAGGAACCACGCAAACUCCAAAACACGCUUCUUCACCCUCGAAAUCACAAACCUUGACCCCUGCAGACACGGGGAAGUUGACUGAUAACCCUAAGCGCAUGGGCCUCUUCCAGAGACUACGCGGGGGUACACCCAAAGUAACCAUCCCCAAAAUCCUCAUCCAGGAUUUCAGUGAAGACGCCGAAGAGGAAGCAAAACUUAGUUCUAAAGAAAGGAGGAAGCAGAAGAGGGAGAGGGAGAGAAGAGAGAAAGAGGAAGAGAAAUUGAGGAAAAAACGAGAGAAAGAGAUGGAGAAAGAGCUGGACAAAGAGCGCAAAAAACCCCAGACGAGAGGGAAAAGUUUUCAGCUGCCAAGCAGUACAUUCAGGGGCAAAGACAGUACCCUUAAAAGGAGUGAUUCCCAGACUUUAGUAACUAGGAGGUGUAACUCUGAAAGCUACUUCUAAGAGACAGAGGGAGAGACACACUGACUUUUCACAUUGAAUAUUUAAAUAAUAAGACUACAGAGAACAGAGAAAAUAAAACAUUUUAAUCGUUCUGUACAGUGAUUUGAAUGGCCAACCAUUGUUCUUUCCUUUACCUUCAACUGAAAUUACACUGACAUUGAUCAUAAUUAAAAUGUGCAUGUCUUGGUGUGAG
Sardina pilchardus (European sardine) is the source of this 4367-nucleotide messenger RNA. It is a transcript of the gene tbc1d10c, whose product is annotated as TBC1 domain family, member 10C. NCBI's taxonomy places the organism in Eukaryota, Metazoa, Chordata, Actinopteri, Clupeiformes, Clupeidae. The transcript has 10 exons. The record is from RefSeq and is a predicted model, not a curated record. Bases 68 to 4174 code for a protein of 1368 amino acids.